This is a messenger RNA of Cetraspora pellucida, 306 nucleotides long. The record is from the annotation of a GenBank genome assembly. NCBI's taxonomy places the organism in Eukaryota, Fungi, Glomeromycota, Glomeromycetes, Diversisporales, Gigasporaceae.
AUGGCCAUCAGAAGACCUUAUUUUGUCAAGACCUCUGACAUUGUUACUUCGAAACAAGAAAUAUUAGAUUUGCAAGCAUUCCUACUUCAGUUCGUUGAUUUCAACCUCAGUUUAUUUAUUGGUGAUCGUGAAGUAGAACCUGUUUCAUAUUCAUCAAAAGAUGCUAAAGCAACAAUCGCAUUUCUGUGCUAUAGCUCUGGAAUCACUGGAAAUCAAAAAGGUGAUGAAAUCACACAUACAAAUGCUGUAGCUAAUAUGGCACAGAUUUCAUCUUCAUAUUAUUUAGUACUCGUAAUAUCUUCAUAG